Messenger RNA from Geodia barretti, 1032 nucleotides. The record is from the annotation of a GenBank genome assembly. Lineage: Eukaryota; Metazoa; Porifera; Demospongiae; Tetractinellida; Geodiidae.
UUUCACACAUUAUUUGCAGGCUAACUAAGCCACCGACCAGGGAACUCUGGAUACGGCGAGAGGUUUAGGACAUCUCUAAUGUUCAGCUUCAAUUUAGCCGAGAAUAGCGGGUCCAGUCCCCAGAAACGAGGAGGGAAGAACUCCACUGUCCCAGCCCCAGCUUCGUUGCUACUCAUACAAUUCUUACAAACGCCCACCAUAUGACGUCUAUUAGAUUCACCGGUAGUGAAUGACGUCAUAGCGAGUAAAUAAAACUCAGCGUGUAGGAGAGAGAAGCGGCAAUCGUUGUAGCUCUGAGAAUAGGAUCUCUGCCGAUUCUCUGGACAGACAAUGAGAGUUCUUCACGUCCUCCCUGUGGCCUCUUUGGCACUUCUGUUGUGCCUGUGGGCCUCCCCUACAAUCGCCACCUCUUACGUCCUCUGUCCGUCCGCUGACGAGACAAUCACCGAGGAGUCCCCCUGCCCGACAGAGUGCUACAGUGACACCCAGUGUGAGAGCAACGCCUCCCUCUGCUGCCCCACUUCCAACUGCGGUCGCCAGUGCCUGGCUGGAGUAACGGUUCCCCACACUCCCCCGGUCGUAGCCUGUCUGUACGCGGACCCUGAUACCGUCGGAACCUGCGCAGAGUUCUGUAGCUCUGACUCUGAUUGUGUCGUCGACGGUGAAAUAUGUUGCCCCAAUAGCUGUGGUCACACAUGCACGAGUGGUACACCGGUGACCCCGAUAUGCCGGGUAAUCUUGGAGAGCCGCAACGGGACGCAGCCGCGAAUCGGGGAGUACGUCCCGCAGUGCGAUGGGGAAGGGAGAUUCGCUGAGGCCCAGUGCCACGGCUCCACUGGCUACUGCUGGUGUGUCAGACCUGAUACAGGGGAGCCGGUUGGGACUGCCAUAAGUCGACAACCACAGUGCAACAACUGUUCCCACAAUGGCCAGGUGAACUAUCCCGGGGACACUUUCCCAAAUGACUGCAAUACUUGUACAUGCUUUGAAGAUGGCUCAUUCGCUUGUACUGAAAUUGGAUGUGGCCAUUAG